AUGGUCAAAUUUGAUGAUGAUUCGACAGAACGCGGCCGAAGCGUUUUUGAAUCUAACUCCAUGCAGAAACAGGCGACAACACAUACUACAAAAGCUGAGACUUCGAGCGCCGCUUUAGAUCAAGCCACAUCCGACUUACUUAAUUUAACUCAAGUGUAUCCAACGAUCUCUUACAGUUCGUCCGCACGACUAAAUCCGCCUGCCGAUCGGAUACAAAAAUCGGCUUCUACUAGUUCAGACGGAGGACUGUUUAAAAUAGCUAACGUGUUUACGUGGGAUGCAGCACGAUUAGAUGAUAGUCAGAUUUCGAAUCCGUCACCUUCUCCACAGAUUAAUUCUGAUAUCUUAGAGAGAAAGCGAUAUCGAAGAACCGAUGACACUGUUUUCAAAGAAAAUAUGAAGCCCCCUCCGACAAUAGAAACAGCAGUUGAAGGCAAAAUGCAGAUAGAGAAAGUAGUGGGCGCAAAGUUAGCGAAGGAACACAAGCGAUAUGAUACUGGUUGGACAAUACGAGAUAAAACUGUACAUUAUAAGGUAAAAACGAUGCAGGGAAACAGGACUGUAGUUAUGGAAGAAGAUAAAUUGUCUUCAAGAAGUAAAGAUGGGGCAAAUAUGAAAGUCAGCAUUUACGAGGACGGAAAUCUAAAAGCAGAACAAAAUGCUGAAGUACAAUUGCCGCCUGAUGUGGAUAAAGCUCGAUACUACUAUGCCCUUGGCGAAAAGCUACUUCAAGACAUUAACCAACUAAACCAAAGCGAAAGAUUUGCUACAAGAAAAGUAAGAACCCGAGUUGAGGUGGAAGUAAUAGAGGAUAUUACCAGAAUAUCAAAAACUUACUUAAUAGGCGAACGAGCAGAAAUUUCUGAGCAACAUUCUGAACAGGUUGCUCUUAGCAGUACAGAAGACGUCACGAAAAAUUAUAAUUACGAAGAAAGUGCAGACCAAAAACCCCUAAUGCUUGAGACGUAUAGAUCCGAUACCAGCUAUCAAGAUUCGCUAGAACGUCGAGAGAAGAAAAAAGAAGAGAGAAAGAUCGAAAUAAGAAAAGAACCGGAAAAUCAACAACUUGCCAAAUAUCAAGCCAAAUUGGAGCAGAAAAAAGUGCCUCGAUGUGCACAUCUGUUUGCCGAGUGUGAGCUGGAACGAAAGAAUGACUCGUCAAACGUCAAUGUCGCUGUUCUGAUACCAAACACGUUGAUAUUUGACCGUGACAAAAACAAUGAAAGGUUCAGAGAGCCUACAAAAACAGAACUAAAGAUGAGGAUUCACGGAAGGCAGUUCUCAGCUGAAGAUGAAAUUUACAGUAAGUUUAAACGUCAAAUAUCUUCUGAGUCAGAUGAAGAGUAUCCUCUAACAGUUAGUACUGUUAGCCGGUUAACUCAAGAGGGUAAGACAUUUGUUGACAACAAAAAACAUAGGACUAUAAGGAAGUUUGUAACAGAAGACAGCACGGAAUUCCCAGAAGAGGAAAAACAAGCAGAUUUUGAGCUAACGCGCCUGCCAGACGUUUCCCGCUUUACCUUUACCAUUGCUAUUCCACAAACAACGACACUUUCCUGUUCCGGUGUCAGUGAAAGCAAUGACUAUGGUUCACAGCUACAAUAUUCUAGAAAAGCAAAAAUUGAUAAAGAGGAGCAAAAGAUUACUGUGAUAGAAACUCAAGUUUCUUCAUCCGAUACCAAGAAUUAUGCUGAAGGAACACCUAUUAUGAAGACUGGAACUGUAACAGUCAACGAAACUUCAAAUUCUUUUGACGACGUCAUGUUGGAACAACAAGGUCAAAAUUACACCGGGGCAUCUACUGUUCAACGAUUUAAACGUUUUGAGAGCGCAAUUAGCGAAGAAGAUGAAACACUUUCAAAGUAUGACCAAAAUAGGCUUGCAAAAGAUGUCGACGAACAGAUUUUUAUUCAACAGACAGCAGGAAAAACUGAUCUUAGUUUGGCCUCUGUAACUACAGCUGGUAACAUUCAAUUUUCAAAGAAGGAGUCCCAUGGCCACCAUGAAAUAAGAGUCUUAAUUCCAAGACCGUAUCAACCAAUCCAGUUCAAACUACAACAAGAGCAAAUUUGUACAACUGAACUUGCUGCUGUUAUUUCCAGUAAUGCUGAAAUACAGAUGGAGGAAUAUGUCACACUACGUGCAGCCAAUCAGUGGAAGGAAAAGUACAACACGAAACAGGCCGAAGAAGAAACGGCGUCUGUCUUGUUAGGGGUAAAAAAGAACGUCCCUCAAAACGAAAUCCAUCAAGCUGCAGACCACAAUUUAUCAGGUUUACUGAGAGACAAAGUAACAAAAACACUAAAAGAAUCUGAAGAGCAGGAGGCAAUCGUAGUUUACCGUUUGGAAAAAGAACAUAAAAGUAUAGCCGAUACCAGUACCGUUUGCAAAGAAAGUAAUACUCAUACGGCAAUAUUGCACACAGACGCAGCUGAAACAGAAGACGUCGUUAUAAAAACGUCAAUUGUCUCCUCAUCGCUUAUUAGUGAAGAAGCAGGUUUAACAGUAAAAGCUGCAAACAGCUUCAAGAUGAUGUUUUCGUGCCAAGAAGCUGCUGUUGAACAAACCUCAAGUCUAAUUUACAUUGAAAAUGAGACACCCGAAGUAGCAACCGUCCCAGAAGUGAUCCUUAACCAAAGUAGAUGGUUUAAAGGUUACGAGUUAGAAACGUAUGAAUCGACAGAACGCAAUGUAAUGCAUGAGUUAGCCAUUGCUAGCCAACAACAGCAAAACUGUAAUGUUGAUCAACCGCUUCAAACGACCAGGAGAGAAUCCGUUCACUUGAAGACUUUUCAGUCCGAAAGUGAAGAGAAGAAUUUAGUGCUGUCAUUAAACAGAGUUGGCGAAGCAAAAAAUUCGACAGUCAAAUUGAAAAGUAAUAUUAUUGAGGACAACGUGAUCAACGUCUCGGAAUUUGGAAACGAAAACGAAUAUAUUUCCGUAAUGAUGCGCAAGGCUGGUGCAGCACAAGAUCAUGUUGCUAGCGAUUGGCCAGAACCAGUGAAAGUGGAUAGACGAAGAAAAGCGAGUAGAGAAGGUUUUGAAGAAUUGACGGAAAAUUUGGAAGCGCCAGAAAUUGAGAAUGUCACUAGGGCUACCUGGGGAAUUCAAAGCGAUGUUAAGAAAAGCGAAUUCGACAAACACUUAGAAGAAAAUGUGAAAUCUAUGAAAAAAACUGUAGCGCACUACGAAAGGGAAACUGAACAGUUUCAGAAUGUUUCUGGACUAGAAGGUAGAUAUAAUAAUGAGCAGAAAAUAAACUUGAGAGAAGCUCGAAUGGCAAUGCUACUGGCGGGCAUGGAUUUAGACACAACUUUACUUGUUACACCAGAGUACGUGUCCCUUGAAGAAGAUCUUCACGAAGCAGAUUAUUUUUCUGAAAAUUCUGCGUACGAAUUCGACAGGGUAGGAGAUGAGAGGUUUGCGUUUUCUGAUUUUCCAUCAGAUGAAAGAUUAGACACUUCGUCUUCUUUAGACGGCCAAUCAGAUUAUUCCGAAAUUACUUUUCACAUCUGUAAAAAAAGGAGAAAGGUUUACGGGAUGAACGAAAGACAGCAGACUGACGAUUCCUCCUCAGCAGCCAUUUUAAAGACCGACUGGAGCGAAUCAACUAAAAAAAGUCACAAUGCGUUUUAUACAGGACAAGAACAACACCUUUAUGAAUCCAGUGGUAGUACAACGUUGUCCCAAGACCGGAGAGCCUCUGAGGACUAUCAGUCACUCUUUUACGCAGAGAGUAGCAUUAGUGAACAGAGUGAAGCAUUUACAGCGCAGCGAACAAAACCAAUUCAAGUCACUGAUCAAGAAGAAUACUCCUCUAAAAAAGACAUCUUGAUAACGAGAACAGAAACAAACGCAGACAACGUAUCCUUGCAGAAAGAAGUGACUACCCCUUCGUUUGCCUCACUUGCCGAGAUGGAGAGUUUAAAAACAAGAGUCACCCAUGAAAAUCAAGAGUAUGUAGGUGCUGUAUGCUCUAGCAAAACAGAAGUUGCGAAAGAAAUGCAGUAUAGUAGGCAAGAAAUGUUUAACUUGAACGAGGAAGCACAAAAAAAUCAGGAAAUUAGGCAUUCUUCGGUAUCCAGUAAGCCUUUUCAAGUUGAAAUUGUAACGCAACAAGCAAGCUACUCACAAGAACAUACUGCUGAAAAAGAUUUUCGCAUUAAAAAAUCUUAUCUAGAAGGCGACAUCCGAUUUGUGGAACGUAAACAAGAGGUAGCUGCAGAAACUAAACAACAUAGCGAUUUAGAAAAAAAGGACAUCACUGAGACGGAGGUAUUUCAUGGCAAACUGUCUGAAUAUCUUACUGAUGAACAAGCGGAAACUUCUAGAAAGUUAAUAUCUGACUACAAAGCUGAUGUAUCAAUUAGGAAUCAGAAUGAGGAGUACGAGCAGGCAAAAAGAACUACGCUUUCAGAAGUUGAGAAAACAACAGUUUCGGAAACAGGAGAAGUGAGGGAGUUUCAGCCAAGUGUAAGAUUUUCUAAAGUUGAACAACAGCAUGUAGCAUUUGAAGACUCUGAAGUUAAAAAGCAGCAUAGCAAGUAUUCUUCUAAAGAUUUUAGUGAAGGGCAGGGUAGCGCCAUACAAUAUCAAACAGAGGAAGAUACAAAGAUGAAGACAGCGGAACUGCGAGCAGAACAGGAGAGUACUAAAGUAGAGCAAGUUCAAAAAAUAGCCGUCCAAACGAGACUUGAUGAUGAGCAUAGGAAAGAUAAGGAUACUGUUUAUGAGACUCGCAAAAGCUCUGAAUAUGAUUUAUCAGCACACCAACAAAUAUCUGAGUCAGUUCAAGAUGCGGUUUCAAGGAAUGUUUAUAAUGCUUUUGAGUCAACGUCUGACGAAAUCGGAGCUGUGACUGCUAGACGACGUUUUGUCGAUGCUUACUUCCAAGAAAAGCAAACUGCUAAACAGAUUGAAGGGUCGACUUUAACGGGUACUUCCAGCGUGGUUAAAGGCAAUCUGAAUUUGGAAAAAGAUCGUAUAACUGAACUUUCAAAUGAGAUUACCCUGAAAGAUUCCUACGCUGAACGUGCAGUUUUGUAUACGGAGGUGAAAGAAGAAAAAAAAGUAGUCGUUGAGGAAAUUGAGCAGCAUGCGUUUGUUGAAAUAUUCGUUGCCGAAAAGGACUGGCGUUCUGAACUUGAGCAGAAGUGGUGUAAGCGAACAGAUAGAGAAACAUGGACAUUACAGAAAGAACUAGACACGUCUGUUACAAUCCCUGUGGGAAAAAUCCAGAGAACUGCUUUAACGGCUGCAGCCUCUGAAGAAAGAUCACAAACAUGGGAGACAUCCUUUAGCAAACUGCUACACACUGAAAACUGCAAGUAUACUAGGGGUAUAGCGAGAAGGGAAACUCUAUGUUUCAUAAUAACGACAACGCAGUACCAUGCAGAAUUCAAACUUCCAGAAAAGACUGCAUCAAUGAGUGGCAUAGCAACUGAUAGUUAUUGUGAAAAAGUAAUGGCUAAAAUAAAAGAAGUGCAAAGCAAGGAAUGUAAUCUACACUUUGAUCGAAUACAUUUAAGAACGCCAACAGAAAAGGCCUCACUGGUGAUGAAGACACCUAGGUCUUGGAAGGAAAACUUCCUCUGCGAGGCAGCAAAAAGUCUUCGGCGUGAGAAUACCUUCGAUUUGGCUCGUAAAACUGAACUUGUCGAUGUUGAAUACACGUCUCUUAUAAAAGUAAAGGAAACAAUAAAGUAUAAUACUCAUGCCAGCAAGAAGGUAGAUAUGUAUUAUUCAGUGCCGCUAAAAAAGAAUGAACAAGAAACUAACGCUAAUGUUGUCUGCGUUGGUUGGAACCAUGACAGAGCAGAACCUCGUUAUUUAAGAGAACCUGAACGCAUGAACGCCUGGGACGUUUUUUGGGUUUCAGUAUUAAACCAGCUUGAUACUGAAGUAGCACACAGCAGAGCAUUAACGGAAUGUGCAAGGCUAGAAACUGUAGAGGCAAAAGAAGUUCAUGGUACCUAUCAUGAAGUUAUUGAAAAAUUCAGCGGACGAAAUGAAUCAACAACGACUCUACGAGAAAGUGUAAAAUCUCAGGAUCAAAGGCAGUUCGAAAUAGCAGAAGGAGAAGUUCACGCUUUAGCAGGAAAGGCAAUGACCGGAACAGGAACCGGCAGAGUACUCAUUGAAAAACAGUUAGCAACAACAGAAGGAAAGUUCAUCGAAGCUGCUACUAUUCAGAGAGAAUCCGAUCUUGUGUUUCUAAAACAAAGAGCCAAAAAAACCAAUGAAGAAGCAGUCCACGUUGUAAAUUUAAGUACAACACUGGCACAAAGCUUUGAAACCCUUUUUGCAAAAACCGCUGUCUUAUUUUACGAUGCCGAACUUUCUGUGGAAUAUCCAGAACACAAUGUACAUGAAAUUAAACCUCUGAAAUUAAAGGAAAAUAUUAGCUUGAAUACCGCUCAGGCAACAACAGCAGAAAUGAAAAAAAAUGUUGAACUGCAGAAAAGUUCUGAACUAAAUGAAGACGUACAAGACGUCUUUCAGCAGUCUGCAAAACAUAGAGUCAUUCGAAGUCUAAAGGAAAGCGAAGAUAAAGCUUAUGAACUUUUGGCAGACUGGAGAUCAGUCGAAACAGAUUUAUUGGUGGAAAAGAAGCUGUAUGAUGUCUGUUUUGGGAAGCACAUGAUAUCAGUUACUGAGAGCUCUGAAGAGCACGUAGCAUUAUUUCAAAAUAUGGGAACCGAAGAACAGUUUGAAGAAGCGGAGUGCACCGUCAAGGUGGAAGUGCGAGAAGCUUGCAUGCUCAGACUGGGAAUCGAAAAUGAUUUCCUGAACAUUCGCAUGGAGAAAUUUCCUAAAUCGGAAAGAACAAUUAAGUAUUUAAAAACUAAACGUGGAAUUUCGGUUUGCAGAAAUCUAGGCGAAUCCGUUUUGAAUAAAAUUAAUAUAACGGUGAACAUACAAAGGUUGCCAAUCAAUAAUUAUAACCAACACGUAAACAGGUCCUGGAAUGAUCGUCUGUCUGUUUCAGCAACACCUCUUCGGUUAAGAUGCGAAGCGUCAGAAUUAGUUGCAGUUUAUACCGAAGAGGAUCUCUAUCGACAAACAGAUUACAACAAAACUCAGAUCACUUUCACCACCAGCAACAUAGCAACUCCGCUUCUUUUUGAAUGCGAACAAGCAGGUAACGAAAGAAGUAACUUACUGAUUGAUUUACAUGGAGGGACAGGCGGAACUGCCACUGCUGCUUAUAUAUGGCCAGAUGUUAGGAUGGAACCAAGCCUUAGCAUUCACUUAGCUGAAUUCGAAGAGGAGGAGGCCUGGCUGCUUGCAAAUGUCAAUACGCUUGCUACAAGUUUCAUGGCUGCCUCAAGUACAGUAACCAUAGCCAGAAAUCACGAACCUCUUAGGUUAACAACAAAACAAGUGGUAGAAGAAGCUACAACCACUGAGGCUGACUGGGAGGUACCGACAUUGAGGGAAGAGAUACAACAAACAGUAAAAGUUUCCAACCGGGGAACAAAUAUUGUCCUACGCUUCGAAGAAAGUCAAGAAACGAAUGUUACCGCUGGAUUUUAUUUCAGUCACGAAGAACAAACCUUAUUAACUGAAGCAAUAAGCAAAGAGAUUCGAAAUGGUGGUCAGUAUCAGUUGAAUACUGCAGCAGCUGAGGAAGUUUUCAAGACAAUGAGCAUAAGUUUGUUAAAGAGAAGCGAAGCGGAAGCAGGAAGGCAACGGAUGGUUCAGAAACAGCAAGCAGCUAUAUCAGUAAACAUUGCGGCAAGUACUACGCAAACGAUCUACCUCGAUAAGGUCCUAGCUCUAACUGAAAAACGAUUUGGAGCGUUCCUGACUAAAAAUGCGCCCAGACGUACAGAACCCAUUUUGGUUUCUAUGCGCGAAACCACCAGCAGUACCAUCAUUACAAAUGCUCAGUAUACAAAAUACACUUAUGGUGAAUCCUACAUUGGAAUACUAAAGGAGGCCAAUUAUGGAGGACACUUCACAUUGGAGACAGAUUAUGCUGAAGAAAUAGUUUUUAACGUGGACUGCUUAUUUAGAGCAGACGAAAGCUUUGCUGUUGCAAAUAAAUGCCUUACCUCUGCAAACGUAAUCGAAGGCCGCCUACUGAAUACUCAAGCAUCACAGUUAGCUGAAUGUAGUACAAGUACUGAGCUCCUACGAGAAGAACACACUCAAAAAGUUGCUUUCACCUCUAAGAGUGCCAAUAAGGGUGAAAAUGUUGAAGUUGACGUUAUUGAAACCAAACAGGUACAAGGAACUACAUAUUUAAAUUUUUCGAAAAAGGUAUCAAGUGCUGUUGCAAGUUCUAUUUUUGCACUCCCCAACUACGGGGGUAAAUUCGUAGUUGAACUAGACGAAAGUGAAGAAAACUAUGUUAACGUCGUAUACCAUAUGCAACCACAAAAACAACUGAUAUGUAGUUGUGAGAAAACAGUCGCUUCAUCAAAUAUCGAAGUACCACUGCAACUUAUAACAAAAGCCUCAUGUACCAGCAACAUAAAUGUACAGCUCAAUUUGAUGCAUCAAGCUGAUGUCUAUGGAGCAUUAACAACGGCAAAAGAAAAGAACAUCACAGUUGUCCGAUACGACGCAAAGGAAAGUGAAAUUGCAGAAAUUAAUAUCUUUUUUUACUUUACGGAAGAACCAAGUUCAGAGGUUGCAGAAGAACUGUUCGCUACGCCCAGAAUUGCAGGCCCUCUGCUUGCAAACUUAUCUGCAAGUACUCUGGAAGAAGUCUACGGAGAUUAUCGAUUAGAAAAAAUCUAUCCGAAAAUGUUAGCUGUAAUCCGGUCGUUUGACUCUCCAAAUUUUGGACCAUCCAUUACCAUGUCAACUAAUCAGUCUACAGAGAUAAAAACAAUAUCAGACAUCUUGCUUCACCGAAACCUUGACGAACAAGAAAUUUUCAUUAUCCACCGUACAGGUAACAAAGGUCAGAAUACAGUUUGGAACAUCUGUGAAAGCAAAGAAACCGAAGAAAUAAUUACUUGUCAGUACAGGAAAGCAGGACAGGAAAUGACCAUGCAGUACACUGUCAAUAUACCUUUUUAUGGAGGCAGCAUUCUCCUGCACUCUGAAGCCACAAAAGAUACUCAGGCAGUUUGCUCUUACAGUUUAAUUCCUACUCAAAAUCGUUAUGCUAACAGUUCCUUGGUUAUUAAGCACAGCAACCAGUCAGAACCAUUCGUUUUUGUCACUAAAGCAUCGGUACUAGAAGAGUUGGUGCUAAGGCAUUUGAUGCAACGUGCAAAUGCCAUUGCCUCCACAUCUCUUGUUCGAAAAGACAUCAGAAAAGCGGAGAUUCAGACAAACUUCAUAGAAAGCACCACAGUUGACAAAUCUACAAAUAUACAGUUUUACAAAACUGCUGAUAAUUUCUACGAUACUUUUAGUGUGAAUGUAAAACGGUUCGGUGGUUCGCUGACGAUGUCAACCAGAUUUGCAAGCGACGAAGAGAUUAAUUGCAUUCUCACUUUAGCUGCCAUUCGAAUUGAGGCUGGCCAAGGAACAUUAAUAUUUCAUAUUCCUAAUAUAGGUGGCAGCAUGCUGUUACAUAAAGAAUAUGCCCGUGAGGAAGCGACACUAGAAAGGAUUAAUCUGAGUCGAUUAGAGAUGUUUGGUUACGCAGAGACAGAAGUUAAAACUUCACGACAAGAGAAAUUCAUUGGAGAAAAAAUAACCGAAGUUUUGCUGGAAGAAGAGACCACAAAUGCACAUUAUUAUCAAAGAUCAUCUGGUGCUACGAUAAACAAAAUUUUGAAUCAGAGCAACUACGGAGGCACGACGUCACUGUAUACAAAUGCAUCGAGCGAAAAAACGACUCAACAUUUAAUGCUAUUUGAAAAUGAAAAUCAGCAGUUAUAUCGGUCAGAGGUGGUUCUUCGGACAGUUAAUAAAGGUGAACCAGUAGAACUUUUUGCUUAUGGAACAACUUCAGAAUGCACUGCGACUACAUUUUCUCUACAAAAAAGUUCAAACAUUGCGCACAAACAUAUUUCAUUACUGACUCCACGACUGGGAGAAAAACAGGACCUAAGAAGCUUCGAAUCACAGUCAGUGGAAUUCAACAACAACACCCAGUUUAGAAAGGAAAUUCAAGACUGUUUAGGAGUAGAAAAAAUCUUCAGAGAGGGACGAUAUGGAGGUAAUGCUCAUUUACUUACAAAAUAUGCUGCCGAAACAACUGUCUUCGGCGAACAACACUGUACCAAAUCUGAUCGAGUAGGCGAGGCAUUAUUUACUAAAGAAAUACCCACAACUGCUGAACCACUAAUUGUUUUCUGUACUGCGACCGAAGAAAGCAAACUGUACAUAAAUUACAAUUUUAGUUCUCAUCUUGAGUCAAAAAUAGAUGCAAAGUUAAUAUACGUUAUACCAAACAGCGAAAAAGCUUUAGAAUAUAAUGUCGCAGAGACGACAGAAGUAGAUCAGACGAGUAAUUUCUCACUCCAAAAAACCCGACAACAUCAAGAAUUCAAAACGACACUGACUGAAAAGACAUUUGGGGGUAGAAAAGAGUUUAGUUGUGAAGCGGCCACUUCUGUGGCACAAAACUUCAUGAUAACACUGAAUCAGCGAUCAGCAUUUGCAGAACAACAGUGCACUCGUUCAGACUUUAGGCUAGAGCAUGCAGCUAUAGACUGUGCUUCCUCUAAAGUAGAAAACCAAAAUGGUCAGUGGUCUCUGCAAAAAUCCACAAAUCGUAUUUGUGCUACCAAAAUAAUUCUCUCAAUCCCUGCCCGCGGUGACUCUGUAACGUUGAGUGCAAUGCAAACAGAAGAGAGCAUUUUUAAUAUGGACGUGCAGCUUGAGAAACAAACCCCUCAGUUUACUUUCAUUUGGACAGCAGUAGACAAAAGAACAGAAAUAAUUCCACAGCUUGGCACCAAAGCUUCACAGAUAACUAAUGUGGAAAUUACAAAAGUGGAAAACCGAAAACGAUUAAUAGACUUGCAAACCGACCUUACAAUUUAUCGCGAUACAAGAACCAUAACCCCUGUAUUUUUCAUAACAGAUUAUGCAAAAGAAUCACUUGUACGUAAAGACGAAACAAUGGAAAGUCGCGAAUCACGGCACCAGCAACAAACCUUUAGCAAGUUGACUGAGGUAAUCAGUGAAUCCGAACAGCUGGUAUGUGCCGCUCCAGUAAAGGUCGAAUUCCGACAAACUGCAGAAAUGAAUGAACUAAAGGAGGAAAAGACAGAAAAACGGGUAAGCUUUGCCGCUGAAGUUACAGAAAAAACAAUGACGAUGGAUAUGAGUAUGACUGUUGAGAGAAGAGAGGCUCCAUCUAUAAUCAAAAAACCGAUGAAGAAAGAACAACGAGGACGACGACACUCUUUAAAGAUGAACGAAGCUCCGAACUUUGUUCCUAUUCGACGAAACAGUCUUCUGAUGGCAAUGAACAUCGGAAAUCCUCACAACAUUCCUCAUUUCAAAACACUGCAAGACGUAAUUAAAGGCAUCAAAAAGGCCGGUCUCGAGUACUCCAACUUGAUUUUUGGUAUUGAUUACACAAAAUCUAACUUCUAUCAAGGCGAAAAAACUUUUGACGGCCGUAACCUUCACUGUUUGAGCUCGGACGAAAUGAACCCCUAUCAACAGGUUAUUGAAAUUGUUGGUAGGACGCUGUCUUCAUUUGACGCUGAUGGUGUCAUUCCAGCAUACGGCUUCGGGGAUGAAGAGACAACAGACCAAGCAAUAUUUAACAUAUAUGAUAGGGACGACCCCGAUGCCGAAUGUAAUGGUUUCGAAGAAGUGUUGAAAAUAUACAACGAAAGGACACCGUUUAUUCACAUGUCCGGUCCAACAAACUUUGUGCCUUUAAUUGAAAAGGCAGUUCAAAUCGUUCAAGAGAAGCAGUCCUACCAUAUUCUCGUGAUUGUAGCUGAUGGGCAAGUCACCAAUGAGAAGAUCAAUCAAAAGGCGAUCGCAGCUGCUUCACAUUACGCACUUUCCAUAAUAAUGGUCGGUGUUGGAGACGGUCCCUGGGAUAUGAUGACUAGGUUCGAUGAAACUCUUCCCAAACGCAUGUUUGAUAAUUUCCACUUCGUCGAUUUUCAUAAGGUAAUGUUUCAUACACCCAAUCAAGAAGCAUCUUUCGCGCUGAACGCAUUAAUGGAAAUACCUGACCAGUAUAAAGCAAUAAAAGAGCUGGGAUACUUGAAGCACACUCGACGAGGUUAG
Messenger RNA from Enterobius vermicularis (human pinworm), 12168 nucleotides. The record is from the annotation of a GenBank genome assembly. NCBI's taxonomy places the organism in Eukaryota, Metazoa, Nematoda, Chromadorea, Rhabditida, Oxyuridae.